This is a messenger RNA of Chinchilla lanigera (long-tailed chinchilla), 3721 nucleotides long. RefSeq names its product WD repeat containing planar cell polarity effector (gene Wdpcp). The transcript is spliced from 16 exons. The record is from RefSeq and is a predicted model, not a curated record. Bases 519 to 2348 code for a protein of 609 amino acids. Gene Ontology annotation, molecular function: protein binding. Gene Ontology annotation, biological process: nervous system development; cilium organization; establishment of protein localization. Lineage: Eukaryota; Metazoa; Chordata; Mammalia; Rodentia; Chinchillidae. Gene Ontology annotation, cellular component: axonemal basal plate.
GUGGGCGGUCAAGAGACCUUCCGCCGCGUAAAGCUGGCUCGACCCGGAAACAAAAUCUUUUAAAUCUUGUACAUGCUCCCGAGGGGCGGGGGAAUUGAUGUGUCCGGAAGACUGUACAGCUUCUCAGGUUGCUAAGCGACGAGGCGGGAGCACCCGAGAGAACUGUGGUGGCCUCCGCUCCAACAUCCUAAGCAAACUGUGGCGGCGGCUCCAAAACCGUGGAGACGGAGCCCGCGUGUUUCUUAGUCCGUGCUUCGUAGCGCAGGGAGCCUUUCUCCGGGCAGUGUCCGGUGACGAGGAGCGGGUCUGUGGGCAGUCCCUCCUAGGCGACCCGGGGCCGUGCGUCUUCUCCAUUCCAGCGGCAGCCUGACAGUUUGGAUUCAGAAUGACCUUCUGACACAUCGGAAAUUGACACCAAUGACCUUACAUAACAGAAACAAACAGAAGCUGGUAAAAGAAAGAUACUUACCAACAGAUGAAAAGUUAAAUUAUUGGACAGAAAUUCCUUUUGCCAUCAGAUGUCUUUCUGCUUGACUGAACUGCACCUGUGGUCUUUGAAGAAUACCUUACACAUUGGGGAUAGAGACAUCGGAAUCUACCAGUAUUAUGGCAAGAAAGAUCCACCAGCGACAGAGCAUGGUAACUUAGAGGAAAAGCAGAAGUUGGCAGAAUCACGAGAUUAUCCUUGGACGCUCAAAAAUAGACGCCCAGAAAAACUUCGAGACUCACUCAGAGAGUUGGAGGAGCUGAUGCAAAACAGUCAGUGUGUGCUGAGCAAAUGGAAGAACAAAUAUGUCUGUCAGCUCCUCUUUGGUUCAGGUGUGCUGGUGUCUCUAAGCCUUUCUGGGCCACAGCUGGAGAAAGUGGUGAUUGACAGAAGCCUGGUGGGGAAGCUCAUCUCAGACACCAUCAGUGAUGCCCUCCUUACAGACAGUUUCAUCCUCUUAUCAUUUUUGGCACAAAGUAAACUAUGUUUUAUUCAGUUUACUAAGAAGACGGAUUCUCUUGAUGUAAACAAAAGACUGGAAAAGCUCUCAGCAUUGGAUUAUAAGAUUUCCUAUUAUGAAGUGCCUGGCCCAGUAAACAGGACAACGCAACGUCAUCUGGCUAUCAGUUGCACUCAGGAUGUAGUUAUUUGUUGGUGGCCACUGGUCAGUGAUGAUGCUUGGCCAUGGGCCCCCAUUGCUUCUGAGAAGGACAGAGCCAAUCUGCUGCUGCUGGGUUAUGCUCAAGGAAAACUGGAGGUUCUGAGUUCUAUUCGCACAGAAUGGGAUCCACUGGAUGUUUGCUUCAGUGCCAAACAGCCUUAUCGGGUGCUCACAGUGGAACACUCCAUCAGUGUAGACAAAGAGCCCAUGGCUGACAGUUGCAUCUAUGAAUGUGUUCGGAACAAAAUCCAUUGUGUAUCAGUCACCAGAAUACCACUAAGAUCAAAAGCCAUCAGCUGCUGCAGAAAUGUUGCUGAAGACAAACUGAUUCUUGGCUGUGAGGAUUCUUCAGUAGUUCUUUAUGAAGCUCACCGUAGAGUUACUCUCUUGGCCCAGGCUGAAGUUUUGCCUUCAUUAAUAAGCUGCCACCCAAGUGAUGCUAUUCUGCUAGUUGGCAGCAACCAAGGGGAACUGCAAAUUUUUGAUAUGGCUCUGUCCCCUAUUAAUAUCCAGCUCUUGGCUGAAAACCGCUUACCCAAGGAGACGCUGCCAUUCAGUAAAUUCUUUGAUGUUUCCAGCAGUCUUGUUCAAAUGCAAUGGGUAGCUCCUCCAGUUAUGUCUCAGAAGCCUGAAAGUAAGGACAUCUAUGAUCGCCUCUUCCUCAGGUUUGACAGAGGACCUUUAGGUGUGCUUUUGUUUAAACUUGGUAUCCUCACUCAAGGACAGCUGGGCCCGGUAGACAUCAUCUUCCAGUACAUUCACUACGGUGAGAUCUGUGAAGCAAUAAACAUCCUGAGCGGCAUGAACUGGGACACUGUGGGCCAGCAGUGCUUUAUCAGCAUGACUGCCAUUGUGAACCAUCUUCUUAGGCAGAGACUCACUCCGGAGAGAGAAGCACAGCUUGAGGCAAGCCUUGGAACCUUCUAUGCGCCAUCAAGACCACUCCUGGAUACAACUAUCUUGGAAUACAGAGACAAAAUCAGCAAAUAUGCAAGGAGAUUCUUCCACCACUUGCUCAGGUACCAGAGAUUUGAAAAGGCAUUUCUCCUAGCUGUUGACAUUGGUGCUCGAGACCUGUUUAUGGAUAUCCAUUACCUUGCCCUAGAUAAGGGUGAAUUGGCACUAGCCGAAGUGGCAAGGAAAAAAGCGAGUGACAUUGAUGAAGAAUCAGUAACCUCUGGAGUUGCCUCUCACCAAUAAGAAGCUAGAAAGGACUAUGGAAAUAGAAGCCUAAAAAGACUAGAGUAAACCUUUUAAUUUUCCAAGCAAUAGACAACAGUCAUCAGAAGACAUAAUCUAAGCUGUAGAUGACAUUUAUCUCCAGGAUAUAUCACUACUGUCUAUGUCAGCUAAAAAUUUCUUAUAGCUAUUUAGGGUCAUAGAUGUAACUGGUUUCUUCAUAUUCAGCCUACAGUUGUAUGUUUGGUCAGAUUAACCUCAUCUUCUGUUCAGUGUUUCUCUGGGUACUUUUUUCCCCUACAUUGCAAUACCACCAAGCAUACAAAAAGUUAAACUCCCAACAGCCACGUGUCCAGCUUUGAAAUCUGCUGGUUUGAAACAGUUUUCUAAAAUUAUAACGUGCUAGAAUACACAUGCAACUUUUAUUGGCUAAAAUCUUGGGUCUACCACCCAAAUCUGUGCCUCCUGGUUGAAAAUAUGUAUUAAAUUACCAGACACCAAAUAGAAUACAUGGAUAAAUAAAAAAAAUUAAGGGGACCAUAUUUGGGGCUGCAUGGGAAAGGAGUAGAGUAGACACAGCCAUAAGUUUUGGUGGUUGUUUUGUUUUUACUGUACACUACUAUGCAAAAGUAUUGAUUAAACCACUGAAAAUUUUUAUGUUUUUAAAACCAUUUUAACAUUUUCUAGAUGUGUAAAAGUUACUUUAUAGAAAGACUGGAAAUGAGCAAAACAAGAACUCAGAAACCACAGCUUUAAUAAUUUUGUUAGAUUAUAAAUUUUAUAUGAUAUAUCAAUUAAAAUACUAGGACGUUUUACUUUUUUAGAUGUGAUAAUAAUCUGCUUAAGGACUUCAGCUUUACGCUGAGGUUUUCAAACACUAGUAUGGUUGCACAGACUUUUUAAAGCCUUUGGGCACAAAACUGGUAAAAUGUGGUUUUAGUUAUUGGCAUGCCUGUGCAACAAAGUAUUUGAGAGGUGUGACUGACAAGCCAGGAGUGUGUAUAAGGAAAAACCUAUGCUUAUGUCUGCCUCAGUGACUUUAUUAGCCACACCUUAAUUGUAAAUUGUAAACUGUCAUUCAAAGUAGCAUAGUGAUGUUUUAAACAAGUCAUAUUGUAAUAUCCCUGCUUCUUUUGCCUUAAUGCCUAGAGGUAAAUUCAGAAAGUGCUCUUACGUUUUGUCUCAUAAAAACAUCCAUCUGAAAAAAAUUAAAUAAGAAACCCUAAUAGUUAAGAGCAAUGCAAAGAAGAUUUAUGAAACUAUGCAUAUAUAUAAAUUAUAUAGUUAAACAUCACAAUUACCUAAUUCAGUCUUCAUUAUAGUUCAGCAACUGGUUUUGAUUAAGGACAAAAAACUAUUCAUUAGUUUUUGAGGCAAAUUUUAAACCAAUAUUU